Clunio marinus is the source of this 222-nucleotide messenger RNA. NCBI's taxonomy places the organism in Eukaryota, Metazoa, Arthropoda, Insecta, Diptera, Chironomidae. The record is from the annotation of a GenBank genome assembly.
AUGCAACUGACAUUCAUAUCACACUACCUAGAGGCAUACACGAUGAUUCUGUUAUGUACUCACCCAUCUCCAACAACUACACAUUUGAUGGCCUGCAUUGCUGUUUCUUUAUGCGAUUAUAAUAUUUUUGUUAUCCAAAAAGAAGUGGGUUAUCCUUUAGGGAGUUUGAGUAUGAGUAGAGCGAAAAGACAAGCUCAGUUAAAACUCAUCAUCUCCCAGUGA